Molecule: messenger RNA, 658 nt
Organism: Desarmillaria tabescens
Lineage: Eukaryota; Fungi; Basidiomycota; Agaricomycetes; Agaricales; Physalacriaceae
Exons: 2
Coding region: 206-589 (127 amino acids)
Source: RefSeq, a predicted model, not a curated record
CGACAAUGUCCGAUACCGAUAUGCCGUACCUAUUAUCAGCCGGCCGGCAUGGCUGUAGUCGGCGUCCAGCAGUCUGUCAUUUUCCCUCAACGGCAGUCCCAAGCUUGGAGAGUACACACUUUCCCGGGGUCUCCCUGGAGCUGUAUGCUCAUCCGCCACCAUAUUAUCCUGAAGAUGACCGGGGCAUCUACCAAAGGACGCGUUCAUGACCCAGAUUGUAGAUCACCUUGAUGCCUCCAUAGCUCACCGAGUUCCCAUUCCUCCGACUAUGUCCACUAAUGUUUCUAUCGUCCUCGAUAAGCGACUUCUCUCCAGUACUGAACGUAUUGCCUAUGUCUGGACAGCUCAUAUCCAAGAUUCUUCACCCAGCGCUACCGGAUACCCAUCGACCAUGAUCGUAAAAAUCUAUGAUCCCGUUUAUUUCGGAGAGGCGCAGUACUUUGAUCCCUUUAGUUUCCUCGAUUUAUUCAUCUCGCGGGAGACACAGGCAUACCAACGUCUAAAACGUCUUUACAGGACGAAGGUUCCGCAUUUCUAUGGGCGCAGAGCAAUGCAAAUCUCGACCGAUGUUGACGAGAACACAGUCUAGGAAGGGAAGGAAAUGGAGAACCAAUGAAAUGCACAGGCCUGACAAAGUGUUCACCUGAAGUACGGUUCC